Messenger RNA from Chelonia mydas (Green sea turtle), 302 nucleotides. RefSeq names its product secretoglobin family 3A member 2 (gene SCGB3A2). The record is from RefSeq and is a predicted model, not a curated record. Lineage: Eukaryota; Metazoa; Chordata; Testudines; Cheloniidae. Bases 54 to 302 code for a protein of 82 amino acids. The transcript has 3 exons.
AUUAAGUAUCGCGCAGUUUAAGACUGGAUCUUGAAUAGACAGCCACCCCCACCAUGAAGCUGACAGUUGUCUUCACGCUUGUCACCCUGGCGCUUUGCUGCUACUCAGCUUCUGCUGUCCUGGGCGUGGCUGGCAGUCUUGUGUCAAACCUUGUGCCAGAUGUGGUGCCAAACCGGGUUCCCGUUCCUUUCAGCGUCCUCACUGAUCUGGUUGGAGGGGUACAGGGCUGUGUGAACCAGCUCACCCCCAAAGCGCUAUCUGCUCUUCAUAGGGUGCUGGGUAUACUGAACGUCCUGGGGUAA